Messenger RNA from Entamoeba dispar SAW760, 657 nucleotides. RefSeq lists its product as uncharacterized. Bases 1 to 657 code for a protein of 218 amino acids. The record is from RefSeq and is a predicted model, not a curated record. The transcript has a single exon. Lineage: Eukaryota; Evosea; Mastigamoebida; Endamoebidae.
AUGAACAUAUUUAUUUUGUUGUUAUUUAGUCUUGUAAUGUCAGAGUCAAUAAUCAUUACCAACUCAAAAAGUUCUGAUGGACAAGCAAUAACUUUCCAAGUUAUUGAAUUUGGUAAAUGUUAUUAUACAGGAGCAACAACUUCUGAAUAUUAUACCCAGAGUGGGAAUAAUGUUACAGUUUCACAAUAUAAUACAUCAUCAGAAUGUACUGGAAACAAAAAUGAAACUUCCGUUGCUGUUAGUGAGGAACAUUUUAAAGAUUUUUGUCUUUCAAGAAACUGUUCUGUUGAAAUUAAAGAAAUACCAGAUUAUAUUGGAUACUUUGGUUUAGAUAAAGAUGAUAAUAAAUGUUCUCAUCAAAAUAACGCCUAUAUGACUUAUGUAACAGGAAUCUGUGGUAAGUGUCAUGAAGCUAGUAAUGAAUAUUGUAUGUAUAAAAUUGAAAACGGUCAUAUGUACGGAAUCAUUUAUGCUAACAGUCAAUGUGAUGAACAAAUGAAAAAUGAAACAAGAGAAUUAUGGAAAUGUGGGUCUUGUGAAAAUAGUACUAUUUAUAAAUGUGAAAGUAAACCUAAUAAAAAUUCAUCAGAUUAUAUAGAUGGAGCAUCGUUGGCAGUUCUCUCUCUUAUUGGAAUGAUGAUUAUGUUAUUUAUUUAA